Messenger RNA from Condylura cristata (star-nosed mole), 3809 nucleotides. It is a transcript of the gene LARS2, whose product is annotated as leucyl-tRNA synthetase 2, mitochondrial. Gene Ontology annotation, biological process: mitochondrial translation; leucyl-tRNA aminoacylation. The transcript is spliced from 21 exons. Gene Ontology annotation, cellular component: mitochondrion. Gene Ontology annotation, molecular function: aminoacyl-tRNA deacylase activity; leucine-tRNA ligase activity; ATP binding. Bases 104 to 2815 code for a protein of 903 amino acids. Lineage: Eukaryota; Metazoa; Chordata; Mammalia; Eulipotyphla; Talpidae. The record is from RefSeq and is a predicted model, not a curated record.
CGGCGCCCACGGUGACUCCCGGACUGUGAUCUCCUAAGGUGGCAUUUCAGCGUUAGCAGCCGCAGGCCAUAGCCUAUGGGCAGGCCUUCCCGCCUUUUGAAGAAUGGCUUCUGCUUGGCAGAGACUGGGUCUUUAUGCCUCUCUUCUGAAAAAGCAAUUGGAUGGUGGGCCAGAUGUCAUCAGAUGGGGAAAGAGAGUGAUUCCAAGAUGUAGUAGAGGUAUUUACAGUGCCACAGGAAAGUGGACUAAGGAGUAUACGUUGCAGACAAGAAAAGAUGUAGAGAAAUGGUGGCAUCAACGAAUAAAAGAACAGACCUCCAAAAUUUUGGAAGCAGAUAAAUCAAAGCCCAAGUUUUACGUGCUUUCCAUGUUCCCAUACCCCUCUGGCAAGCUGCACAUGGGCCACGUGCGUGUGUACACCAUCAGCGACACCAUGGCUCGGUUCCACAAGAUGAGAGGGAUGCAGGUCAUCAACCCCAUGGGAUGGGACGCAUUUGGCCUGCCUGCCGAAAACGCCGCCAUUGAGAGGAAUCUACAUCCAGAAAGCUGGACACAAAGUAACAUUAAGCACAUGAGGAAACAGCUUGAUCGACUAGGACUGUGCUUCAGCUGGGAUAGGGAAAUAACUACGUGUUUACCAGAUUACUACAAAUGGACUCAGUAUCUCUUUAUUAAACUCUAUGAAGCUGGACUGGCCUAUCAAAAGGAGGCCUUGGUUAACUGGGACCCAGUGGAUCAAACAGUGCUUGCCAAUGAGCAGGUGGAUGAAAAUGGCUGUUCAUGGCGUUCUGGAGCAAAAGUGGAACAGAAGUACCUCAAACAGUGGUUUAUUAAGACAACUGCCUAUGCAAAGGCCAUGCAAGAUGCUCUGGCAGACCUUCCAGAAUGGUAUGGAAUAAAAGGCAUGCAGGCCCACUGGAUCGGGGACUGUGUGGGCUGCCAUCUGGACUUCACACUGAAGGUUGAUGGACAAGUCACAGGAGAAAAGCUGAGCGCCUACACGGCCACCCCGGAGGCCAUUUAUGGCACUUCCCACGUGGCCAUCUCUCCCAGCCACAGACUCUUACAUGGGCACAGCUCGCUGAAGGAAACUCUCCGGAAGGCACUGGUCCCUGGCCGAGAUUGCCGCACGCCCGUGAUGGCUGUGAACAUGCUCACCCAGCAGGAGAUCCCUGUGGUGGUCAUGGCUGAAGCUGACUUUGAAGGCUCUUUGGAUUCAAAAAUAGGAAUUCCCAGCACCAGCCCAGAGGAUGCCAUUUUAGCCCAAACCUUGGGCCUGUCCUACUCUGAAGUCAUUGAAACUUUGCCAGAUGGUACAGAGGCACUGAGAGACUCUGCUGAGUUCACAGGAAUGAACCGGCAGGAUGCCUUUCUGGCCCUGACUCAGAAGGCCCGGAGGAGCAGAGUGGGUGGAGACGUGACCAGUGAUAAGCUCAAGGACUGGCUGAUCUCACGGCAGCGGUACUGGGGCACGCCGAUCCCCAUGGUCCACUGCCCAGCCUGCGGCCCCGUGCCCGUGCCUCUGCCGGACCUGCCUGUCACCUUGCCCAGCAUCACCUCCUUCACCGGCAAGGGCGGCUCCCCGCUGGGCAUGGCUUCAGAAUGGGUGAACUGCUCCUGUCCCAGGUGCAAAGGAGAAGCCAAAAGAGAGACAGAUACAAUGGAUACCUUUGUGGAUUCUGCCUGGUACUACUUCAGAUACACCGACCCCCAGAAUACACAGAGCCCUUUCAGCGCAGCGCUGGCUGACUACUGGAUGCCUGUGGAUUUGUACAUCGGAGGGAAAGAGCACGCUGUCAUGCACUUGUUCUAUGCAAGGUUCUUGAGUCACUUUUGCCAUGAUCAAAAAAUGGUCAAACACAGGGAGCCUUUUCACAAGCUGCUGGCCCAGGGCCUUAUCAAGGGGCAGACAUUCCGCCUACCGUCUGGACAGUAUCUGCGGCGAGAGGAAGUCGACCUCACAGGUUCUGUUCCUGUUCAUGCAAAAACCAAAGAGAAGCUAGAGGUGACAUGGGAGAAGAUGAGCAAGUCCAGACACAACGGGGUGGACCCCGAGGAAGUGGUGGAGCAGUACGGCAUCGACACCCUCCGGCUCUACCUCCUUUUCGCUGCCCCUCCAGAGAAGGAUGUCUUGUGGGAUGUGAAAACUGACGCUCUCCCUGGGGUGCUGAGAUGGCAGCAGCGCCUGUGGGCCUUAACAACCCGAUUUAUUGAGGCCAGGACUUCCGGGAAGACACCCAGGCCUCAGUUGCUGAGUAAGCAGGAGAAAGCCGAGGCCAGGAAGCUCCAGGAGUAUAAGAACUCGGUCAUCAAUCAGGUGACUGCCCAUUUCACAGAGGAUUUCUCGUUGAAUUCUGUGAUUUCUCAGCUGAUGGGACUCAGCAGUGCCCUCUCGCAAGCCUCUCAGAGAGUGGUUCUCCACAGUGCCGAGUUUGAGGAUGCCUUGUGUGCCCUGAUGGUGAUGGCAGCUCCGAUGGCCCCUCACAUAACCUCGGAGCUCUGGGCAGGCCUGGCACUGGUGCCAAAGAAGCUCUGUGCCCACUAUGCCUGGGACACCAGUGUGCUGCUUCAAGCCUGGCCAGUCGUGGACCCGCAGUUUCAUCAACAGCCUGACGUCGUCCAGAUGGCCGUUCUGAUCAACAACAAAGCUUGUGGCCAAAUCCCAGUGCCCCAGCAAAUCGCCCAGGACCAGAACAAAGUGCACGAACUUGUUCUCCAAAGCGAGCUAGGCGUAAGGCUCUUGCAGGGCCGGAGCAUCAAGAAGGCCUUCCUCUCCCCCAGAACUGCGCUCAUCAACUUCCUGGUGCAGGAGUGACUGCAGGGAGGCUGAGGCCACCGCUGAGGCCUCCUCCCAGCCCCAGGAUGAGGGGAAGAAGCUGCUGGCCUGGGGGAAGGGACAGACAAGAAUCUUAAAUAUCCACCUUAAUUGCCAUGACAGCCUGGUGCCACUGGUGUGCUCGGCGUGUGGCAUGUGUAGGGUGAGGGUGGGGGCGGGCAUGGAGAAACAGGAACAAAGGGGAAGGAUGGCAAAAGCCCUCUGACCCCAUGUGAAGCCAUCUGCCGGGUGGAGCAGAACGGAGAAAAGACAAGCGCAGGAGAGUGACACAUGCCUCCCCAGCAGCCUGGGAGCUUCGGAACCCCGCAGAUGCAUCACCCUGGGCACACCCCAGGAAUGUGAGGCUCAGCUGAGGUGCCAUGUAUGACUCCUGCCGUGUGGUAAACCACUGUUGAACAAGGCAAGAUGCGUGAGCCCCCCUGUUCCAGAGGACUCAGAAGGAGUGGACACUGGGGGCUCCCGAAGUUGCUCUGAACCAAAAGGCAAGCUGUGCUAGUCCCGCCAGUGCCCCCACCCCCUUCACCACACUGCCGCACCGGACCCGGCUCCCAUCUGAUGACCCGCUGCUCCUCGGGGUGUGACACUUGCCGGUGGAGAAGGGACCGGGUUGGUCCAAUCUCGGAUGACCCACUCUCAGCAGCCCAACAAGGGGGUCUGUUCGUGUGGGCCCCACAUGGUGACGUCACCUAGAAGCAGCCCCCAGUUCACCUCAGAGGAGUGGCCUGUUGCCACUGCGGCCAGGAGGGGACCCGUGUUUCUGGGGGCAGCCCUAGUUUUUAUAGGAAAUCAGCAAGCAAGUGCUCUUACCAGAACUGGCCUGCGUCGCUGAUUAACAUUUAGUGGAGGAAGAAUCCAGCCACUUUGUGAUGUUCGAAAUCUUAUUUGUUCUCUGAUGCCAUUUUUUAUGUAGCCUCAGAUGCGGUCCCCUGCAGUUUAUCACUUGACAGAUGACCUUUUUUUUUUUUAUGAAUAA